CUCUUCUCCCUCGGUGGUGGUUCGCAUCAUAAACACACACGUGGGCUUCUGAACUCUGCUCAGUUUGUCGCUUCUGAAGGUCUGUAAAUAACAACAUAUGUAUUGAUUAUUGGUGGUCACAACGUCAUAUCAUUUGGACAACAUGUCGACAAGUGAGAAAAUAACACCUAACGAAGGACUGGAGGCCGAAGAGGACGAGUUGCCUCCUCCGGUUGUGACUCGAACUCGUAGCGGGCGCAGAGUACGGACCCCAGCUGUGUAUCUUGACUCUGAAGUACCGAAGACUCCAACACGCCGAACAAGGAAAUCUGUCAUUCAAGAGUUACCGAAUGAGAAUGCAGAGAACCAGACGGAACCCGAACCAGAGGUUGUAGUCGUGGGACCCGUUGCCGACAAGGCUCGUGAGAAAAAACUUCCAAGCAGCGAGUCCAAAUCAAAUGUAUUGGCAACAGCUGAGGCAUGUCCAGAACCAGUAAAAUCAGACACGCAUGUAGAGAAAUCAUUAGGUACAGUUAUUCCAGCCGUGUCACAUCAUUGUAACGAGAAGGAAAACAAGGCUGGUCCCGUAACAAUGGAGACCUUUCCGGACCGCCCAAAUAAAUCGGCCAAAAAGAGGACUCGUUCAGAGUCAAAUGAGAAAAUUACGCUGAUACCUUUGGGGAAACCGAAAUCCGGACGGGUAUGGAAAGACCGCAACAAGCAAAGGUCAGUAGUGGCAUAAUGGGUCAUAUAGGGGCAAGUUGCAAUAGCCUACAAUGUAUUAACUGCAUGCAUAUGCAAACUAUUACUAGUCAGCUCAGCCCAUGCAAACACUGUGCCUAUGGUGUCCAGAAAUUGUUUAUGAAAUGUACCUCUAUAGAAUGACUUUGUUUUUCAGGUUCUCGGCUCUUGUAAGAGAUAAGCCACUGUGCUCCUCCUGGGAGAAGAAGAUGGAGGCCAAGCGAGAGAAGGAGCUGGUGAAGAAAUAUUCAGUGCAACUGAAGGAGGACAAGGCCAGGGAGAAAGAGGUCUGUGUCGUCACCUGUUCACAUUAGUGCUCUAACAUCUUAAAAAGUAGUGCUUAGACUGCGUUCAAAACAACUGGAAACUCUGAAAUCUCAGACCAGUGCGUUCAAGACAACUGGGAACUCUGGCGGAAAGAAACGAGCUCUGACUGGGGGAAAUCGUUUUGAACUCAGGCCUCUUUCUAGAGCUCCGACCUGAAGCUCACUGACGUCGUGAUUUGACCUCGUAUUUUUCAGAGUUCCCAGUGUUAUUGAACGCACAUCAUUAGAGGUUGGCAGUGCAACUGUGAUUGUUUAGGUGUCCCCUCAUGAUGUAAUUGUUUGCGGGUAUCUUUCAUCCCUUACAGGAAAAGAGGAAGCGGCAUGAGGAGAACUUAAAAAGGCGAGCUGAGAACGAGAGGAAGGCGGAGGUUGUGCAAGUGGUAAGGCAACACACAGCCCCACGUGAUCCCAAAUGAGAUGGAGUCUUUGUUUCUCACUGUAACCUACAUGAGCCAGGCAGAUCUCUAUUGCUGACUUCAGGGGCCGUAUGUAUCAAUUGUCUCAGAGUAGAAGUGCAGUUCUAUCAGGUUCCCCCAUGUCCAUGUUAUCUUGUUCAUUUGUGAUCUAAAAGGCAAUACUGAUACUAAAUCAGCUCUCCUACUCUGACGCUUGAUACAUAUGGUCCCAGGCUAAGCGCUACAUAAUUUUGUAUCUUUCCCUGUCUGAAUUUUCCAUCCCAGAUCCGGAACACAACGAAGAUCAAGAGGAUGAAGAAGAAACAGCUGAGGAAGAUCGAGAAGAGGGACACACUCGCCAUGCUGCAGAAAUCACAGCCCAGGAACCCAAAAGCUGCACGGAAAGGUGGCAAAGGGGACAAGUAG
Coregonus sp. 'balchen' is the source of this 1867-nucleotide messenger RNA. NCBI's taxonomy places the organism in Eukaryota, Metazoa, Chordata, Actinopteri, Salmoniformes, Salmonidae. The record is from the annotation of a GenBank genome assembly.